Callorhinchus milii (elephant shark) is the source of this 672-nucleotide messenger RNA. RefSeq names its product SLIT-ROBO Rho GTPase-activating protein 3-like. The record is from RefSeq and is a predicted model, not a curated record. Gene Ontology annotation, cellular component: cytoplasm. NCBI's taxonomy places the organism in Eukaryota, Metazoa, Chordata, Chondrichthyes, Chimaeriformes, Callorhinchidae. Gene Ontology annotation, biological process: negative regulation of cell migration. The annotation marks the transcript as partial. The transcript has 4 exons.
CAUGACUCUGUCUCUCUGUGUCUCUGUCUCUCUCUCUCGUUCCCUCUAUCUUCAGCGCUGUCUGCUGUCUCCACAGAGAUUCGGGCCCAGUUGGCUGAACAGUUCAAGUGCCUGGAUUUCCAGGUGGAUAUACGCAAUCAGUACCUGCAGGAUGUGGGUGACUUUUUCCGUAGGAAGGCCGAGAUCGAGCUUGAGUACUCCCGGGGGCUGGAGAGACUGGCAGAGAGAUUCUCCUCCAAGAUCCGCCACUCAAAAGAGCAUCAGAACAUCAGGAAGGACCAGAAUCUCCUGUCUCCUGUGAACUGCUGGUACCUGAUCCUGAGCCAGACCCGGAAAGAGAGCAAGGAUCACGUCGCUCUGAGUGAGGUCUACACCAACAAUAUCACCCUACGCCUCGCCCACAUCUCAGAGGACGUCAGCCGGCUGUCCAAAAGGAGUAAAGAAAUUGGCAUUCAGAUGCAGGAAGAGCUCUUCAAAGUCACCAGCGAGCUCCAGACGGCAAUGAAGACCUAUCACCAGUACCACACAAACAGCAUCAUCGCGGAGACGAAGCUGAAAGAGGCGGAGAAGCAAUUGGGGAUCACAGUCGAGCUCGCUGUCGCUCAGCCCAGCCCGGACUCCAAACCUCAGCGUCGCAGCUCCAUCCGCAAGGCAGAGAAAAUCAAGGAGAAG